AUGCAUCUGUUCACGGUGAUCAUCUACUGCCUUGUCUACUCUGUGUUUGGGAAACACGUCCCUGAUACUGACCCAGGGGAAGACUUCCCUUUGGACUUCUCAGUGUUUGGGAAACACAUCCCUGAUACUAACUCAGGGGAAGACUUCCCUUUGGACUUCUCAGAGUUUGCGAAACACAUCCUUGAUACUAAUUCAGGGGAAGACUUCCCUUUGGACUUCGCAGCGUUUUGGGAACACAUUCCUGAUACUGGGGAAGACUUCCCUUCAUUCGACCUUGAUGAUUCUGCAUUUGACAUUGACCUUAAUGGAGAGCUCCGUUUUGAUCCCACGAAAUUGAACAGCACUCAGAAAAUCCCUGGCGUUUGUUUCGUCUGCAAGAAGGUGGUGGGUUUUGUCCUUCGCAAGAUACCUAGACCCUCCUCGAGGCAGGUCAGAAAUGCCUUGCACUCUGUCUGCAGACGUAUCCGUGUGCCGCAUUGGAUAUGCCGAAAAGUUGUGCACAUCGGCAGGCUCAUCCACAAGAUAGUGUCCCUGCAUGCACCAUGGGCAGUCUGUCGGGCACUCCAUCUCUGCUGGUGGCCUCUUCCUGAGAACACAAUGCCAGAGAAACCAGCAGCAAAGCCAGCUCCACCUCGAAGCAUCCGCAAUCAUCUGCUGUGAUGUCACAAGCUAUAAUACACAGCAGAGGUGGAAGUAAACGCAUUGCAAGUAAAAGUAGACGUGCUUAUCAGCAGUGAGAAAAGUCUGAUUUGAUGAGGGUUUGGAGAUAAAGAUUGGU
Megalops cyprinoides (Indo-Pacific tarpon) is the source of this 778-nucleotide messenger RNA. RefSeq lists its product as uncharacterized. The coding region runs from base 1 to 660 and encodes 219 amino acids. The record is from RefSeq and is a predicted model, not a curated record. The transcript is spliced from 8 exons. NCBI's taxonomy places the organism in Eukaryota, Metazoa, Chordata, Actinopteri, Elopiformes, Megalopidae.